UAAUAUGCACAUCAUGGCUUUGAACCUUGUUGGAGGUGUUCCAUUAAAAGGAAACUAUGCUGGAGAUUCCUACACCUCUUGCCCCACAACCACAAGGAACUAGUCCUUCCUCUUGGUGGAGAAGGUGGCGCAAAUGGAUGAUGUCUUCGUUUUGAUUGGUGGUGAUCUUAAUUCUUCAUUGGCUUGGAACUUUGUGUUGGGAACUAAAGUAGCUAGGCUGCUAAAGUACUGUCUGCUUGGCGUGGAUUGAUUGUUAAUUGUCAACAUGAAAGAAUGGCUACAGCAGCCAAGUGGAGAUACAGUGAUUGACUGUUGACUGUUGAAUAAAACCUUGUCCAUGACCAAGUCGCUGACAGCAUGCAAACGUUUGGAGUCGCUACACAAAUCCCAAUUCGCAACGCAAGGAUGGUGAAGUAAAAAAAAAUUGCUGUCGGGUGGGGACAGUGCGAUUUCCCUCACUCUUGGCGUGCCAAGUACCCCAACUACCCCGCGACUCAAGUAUAUGCAUUUGAGCCCUGAGGUGGUAAAUCAACAUCGCCAGAGCUCCAAUUUAAUUUACUUUCCUUGAACUAGACAAGUUGUGUUCUUCUGAGUUCAGAUGUUGCUCCUUCUGGUGAUUCUUGUGAUUCAGAGUUUUGGAGCUGAUUCAAAUGCCAGCUGUAUUAAGAAUGAGAGAGAUGCCCUUCUCAAGUUUAAACAAGGCCUCACCGACCCUUCAAACAGAUUGGUGUCUUGGGUUGGAGAAGACUGUUGUUCAUGGGAGGGAAUCAGCUGUAGCAACAGAAAUGGGCAUGUUGUGAAGCUUGACCUUCGAAAUCCUCAGGGAAGCAGAGACCGGUGGAAAUUAAAGAAAUCCCUCCUUGGAGGUGAGAUCAGCCAUUCUUUACUUAAUUUGACACGCCUCAAUUAUCUAGACCUGAGUAUGAACAAUUUCUCAGAAAUUGGAAUUCCAGCAUUUCUAGGUUCCUUCAAAAUGUUAAAUUAUCUAAACCUUUCUGCAGCAGAAUUCAUGGGAACGCUUCCCCAUUUCCUUGGUAACCUUUCAAGCUUGCAGUUUCUUGAUCUCAGCUACAAUUCAGAAUUGAUAGUUGAUAGCCUCUUCUUUGCUUCUACCCUUACUUCCUUGAAAUAUCUAGAUCUGUCUGAUUUGCAUCUCUCUAAGGUUGAUGACUGGUUAAGCUCGCUAAAUAUGCUUCCUUCUCUAGUGGAGCUACACAUGUCUUCUUGUUCUCUUCACUCUUUUCCUCGCUUUGUACAUGUUAAUUUCACAUCUCUUGCCAUUCUUGAUCUCAGUUCCAAUGACUUCAAUUCCACGAUUCCACAUUGGUUUUCUAAUAUUAGCAACAUUCAAAAUCUUGAUCUGAGUGGAAGUGCAUUGCGAGGCUCCCUGCGCGAGCUGGGUGAUUAUAGUCUUCUUGAAUUCCUUCAUUUGCAUGAUAAUGACCUGGAGGAUGAAAUACUAGAGUCAUUGAUGAAUAAUUUUUGUAAUUUGCUUGAGCUGGACUUGGGUUCCAACUCUUUCAGCGGUGAUAUUGGUAAACUUUUUGGCAACUCAUCUGGUUGCAUCCAGAGUAGUUUAAGGAAAAUGGAUCUUUCUGAUAAUAAUUUCAGAGGUAGUCUUCCGGAUAUGUUGAGACAAUUUAAACAUCUAGAAUAUCUAGAUCUUUCUCAUAACUGCUUUCUGGGUCCAAUCCCUGAAUCAAUUGGAAGAAUAUCAAGCUUGAAAGGAUUAUUUCUCAAUUACAAUUGUCUGAAUGGAAGCAUACCAGCAAGUCUGGGACAGCUUUCCAAGCUAGAAAUUUUAGAGAUCAGCAACAAUUUCUUGAAUGGGAGUAUCCCAGAAAGUCUUGGACAGCUUUCCAACCUAGAUGUUUUAGAUAUCCAUGACAACUCAUUGGAUUGUAUAGUCUCCAAGCUUCACUUCUCGCAACUUAAGAGCUUGACUCGAUUGGUUAUGUAUGGGAAUUCACUUGUUUUUGACAUUGAACCAACAUGGGUAGCUCCUUUUCAGCUUCAAUCCAUUUAUUUGUCAUCCUGCAAAGUGGGGCCAAAGUUUCCACAGUGGCUUAUAUCACAAAGGAAUCAUUCGUUGGAAUUUCUUGACCUCUAUAAUACAAGCAUAUCUGAUACCAUCCCGGAUUGGUUUGAAAACAUUUCCUCCAAUAUCCAGUGGUUGGAUCUCUCUCACAAUCAAAUUACAAAGCACUUGCCGAAGUUGAAGAGAAAAUCUUUGGAAGGUUCUACAAGGGUCAUAUACUUGAAUUCCAACAAGUUUGAGGGUCCUGUGACUGCUUUUCCUACAGAUGUGGAAGUAUUAGAUAUCUCCAACAACUUUCUUUCGGGCCAAAUUCCACAAGAAAUUGGCAAAAUGAUGCCAAUUUUGAGAUUUUUCUCUCUCUCCAACAACAAUUUGAAUGGUAGCAUUCCAACUUCUUUGUGCAAGAUGGCACAACUAAGUUAUCUUGAUCUUUCAAGGAAUCAACUCUCAGGAGCUCUUCCUCAAUGCUGGCAGGAAAUGGAAUUUUUACAGGUGUUUGAUGUGGGAAAUAACAACUUGAGUGGUCACAUUCCAGUUUCUUUGGGUUCUUUAAAGAACCUCGGAUCCUUGCACAUGGAGAACAACAAUUUGGAGGGAAAUAUCCCUACAUCUCUGCAGAAUCUGGGAAAUCUAUUGACUCUUGAUCUCAGUGAAAAUGCAUUAACAGGUGCAAUUCCUCCUUGGAUAGGUGAAAAUCUAUCUUCACUUGCCAUACUUAGUAUCCAUUCUAACAUGUUUGAAGGGGAGAUUCCACCACAGCUUUGUGGCCUUGCUUCUCUUCGCAUACUGAACUUGGCAAAGAAUAAGGUGACAGGAACUAUUCCUCCUUGUUUUGGCAAUUUCACUUCGAUGAUUGUUGAUGAUCCGGAUUUUGUUGAUUAUUGGUUAUCUUCUUUUGCUUUCCCUGUCCUUUUUCAAAUGCCUAACCGCUGGACAGCAUAUCAAGAUCAUGUUUUGGCCUACAUAAAAGGAAGAGCACUUGUAUAUAACAAAACACUUGUAUUUCUCUUCUCCAUUGAUGUUUCAGAAAAUAAUAUUUUUGGAGAGAUACCAAAUGAGCUAGUGAAUCUCUCCUUGAUACAAAACCUGAAUCUGUCUAGAAACAAUUUCAAGGGCCAAAUUCCUCCACAGAUUGGCAAGUUGAAGUCAUUAGAAUCACUCGAUUUAUCUGGAAAUGAACUUUCAGGCUUAAUUCCUCCAAGCAUUUCUGCUUUGAACUUUUUAAGUUACCUGAAUUUGUCAUUCAAUAACUUAUCCGGACCCAUUCCUCAUGGGAAUCAACUCCAAACCCUGGAUGACAAAUCCAUUUACAUUGGCAACAGCGGAUUAUGUGGAUCUCCUCUAGAAAGUUGCCAAGAGAUGGAGCCGCCUGAACACGGCAAGCCUGUUAAAGAAAGUAACAAGGAUGAGUUUGAGAUACUUUGGUUUUACUGUGGCUUGGGAGUGGGUUUUAUGGCUGGAUUUGUGGGACUGUGCAGCACUCUGUACUUCAAGACUCCCUGGAGACAUGCAUACUUCCAAUUGGUAGAAAAAAUAUACAACGAUAUUUCGGUGAUAGUUGCAAUAAAGAUAAACCAUUUCCGGAGAAAGUUCAGUAGAAGUGAAUCUAGAGGGUGACCAUGAUAAAGAUUAGUUUCCUCUCUCACACAAGAUCUAGAGUGAAGGUUGAAAUAUUUUCGCUGCACUUUGUUUUAGCUUUGAUUGCUGUGCUGCUUCUAAAGGUGAUAAUGUAUGUUACUUGUGUGUCUUUCUAUACCUUUGUUGGGGUAAUAAUCUCCAUGAUUGUUAAAUCAACAACACACCAAGGGACUUGAUGUUCCAUUACACAUCUGUAAUACUACAUCUUCCUUAUUGCAUCUUACUAGGGAUUUUGUCUGGCAA
Molecule: messenger RNA, 3919 nt
Organism: Hevea brasiliensis (rubber tree)
Lineage: Eukaryota; Viridiplantae; Streptophyta; Magnoliopsida; Malpighiales; Euphorbiaceae
Product: receptor-like protein EIX1
Exons: 1
Coding region: 599-3655 (1018 amino acids)
Molecular function (GO): protein binding
Source: RefSeq, a predicted model, not a curated record